GCCCUGUGCUUCUCUACAGUGCUGCAUGGGCGAUAUUAAAGGCUUGCGUUACGGAGCGCGGCAUAGGAUAUCGAAGCAUUCAUGGAAUGGAUGCCGUUUUAAGGCCUUUGGUGGGGUUUGAGUUGCCCCUCCUCGUGACCACCUGCCAGCGGUUGCUUGUGGUUGUACUAAUGCUACAGCACUGGUCGUCUCAUCUCCGCUACUGCCUACUAAGGUAUUUAGCCUUUUGCAGAGCAGGCUACCUUGGUAGUACCUCUGCUGGCUGGGGUUCACAACAAAAGGCACCUACCACUAAGGUCGCUGCAGUUACCUAACAGUUAUUGACUGCUCAUUGGUAGCAACACUCUGGGAGACUCGGUCUUGUUGUUUCCAAAUCUCAUCUAGCAUGUAUGGUUGUCAGAUAUCAAGCAUGCCCAGUCGCGGUGAAGUGAAGCUUUGAAGCAAGCCCAGCUUC
Molecule: messenger RNA, 454 nt
Organism: Trichoderma asperellum CBS 433.97
Lineage: Eukaryota; Fungi; Ascomycota; Sordariomycetes; Hypocreales; Hypocreaceae
Source: RefSeq, a predicted model, not a curated record